Messenger RNA from Manihot esculenta (cassava), 1745 nucleotides. RefSeq names its product 1-aminocyclopropane-1-carboxylate synthase 1. Gene Ontology annotation, biological process: biosynthetic process; amino acid metabolic process. NCBI's taxonomy places the organism in Eukaryota, Viridiplantae, Streptophyta, Magnoliopsida, Malpighiales, Euphorbiaceae. The record is from RefSeq and is a predicted model, not a curated record. The coding region runs from base 93 to 1544 and encodes 483 amino acids. The transcript has 4 exons. Gene Ontology annotation, molecular function: pyridoxal phosphate binding; transaminase activity.
UCAGAACUAUUCGCUAGUACUCCCCCUACUUGAGAAUUCUUCUCUUUAUAACUUGUAUCUCUGCACAGUUUGCAGUCGUUAAGUAACUUAAAAUGGUGAGUGGCGGCCAACUUUUGUCUAAGAUUGCUACUAAUGAGGGACAUGGAGAGAAUUCUCCUUACUUCGAUGGAUGGAAGGCCUACGACAGGAACCCUUUUCACCCGAUUGAUAACCCUGAUGGAGUCAUCCAAAUGGGUCUUGCAGAAAACCAGCUUUGCUUUGAUCUGAUCAGGGAUUGGAUAAAGCAACAUCCUGAAGCCUCCAUUUGCACUUUUGAUGGAGUUGAUAAGUUCAAGGAUAUUGCCAACUUCCAGGACUACCACGGCCUGAUAGAGUUUAGACAGGCUAUUGCAAAAUUUAUGGGGAUGGUUAGAGGUGGUAGGGUUACAUUUGAUCCUGAUCGUAUAGUGAUGGGCGGAGGAGCUACCGGAGCAAACGAAUUGAUCAUGUUCUGCUUGGCUGAUCCUGGAGAUGGUUUCCUCGUUCCUUCACCUUAUUAUCCAGCAUUCGACCGCGACCUAACAUGGAGAACUGGUGUCCAGAUUAUUCCAGUUGAUUCUUACAGCUCCAACAAGUUUCGGGUAACAAAGAAGGCUCUAGAAGCAGCGUAUGAUAAAGCCCAAGAAGCUGGAAUCAAUGUAAAAGGCUUGAUCAUAGCCAACCCAUCAAAUCCACUGGGCACCAUCUUAGACAGGGAGACAUUGAAAGAUCUGGUGAGCUUCAUCAAUGAAAGAAACAUUCAUUUGGUCAUAGAUGAAAUCUAUGCAGCUACAGUAUUCAGCUCUCCCAGCUUCGUAAGUGUUGCUGAGAUUAUCCAAGAGAUGGAUUGCAAGCGUGACCUUAUCCACAUUGUUUAUAGCUUGUCUAAGGACAUGGGGCUCCCUGGCUUCAGAGUUGGAGUCGUUUAUUCUUAUAACGAUGCAGUCGUCAGCUGUGGUCGUAAGAUGUCAAGCUUUGGUUUAGUCUCUUCGCAGACUCAAUAUUUGCUGGCUUCCAUGCUUUCAGAUGAGGAGUUUGUGAAGAAUUUUCUUGCGGAGAGCUCGAGAAGGCUAAAUAAAAGGCACAGUAUGUUCACAAAGGGACUAGGACAAGUGGGGAUUAGUUGUCUAAAAAGCAAUGCUGGUCUUUAUGUUUGGAUGGACUUGCGCCAUCUUCUUAAAGAAUCAACGUUCGAAGGGGAAAUGGCUCUGUGGAGGAUGAUUAUUAACCAGGUGAAGCUCAAUGUUUCGCCAGGGUCUUCGUUCCAUUGCAAGGAGCCAGGUUGGUUCAGGGUGUGCUUCGCCAACAUGGACGAUCAAACAGUGGAAGCCGCACUGAAAAGGAUACGAGCAUUUGUGAGCAAGGGCGAGGAAGACGAGGAAAUGCCAACGAAGAAUAGCAAGCGAUGGCAAAGAAAUCUUCGUCUCAGUUUCUCAGCUCGAAGAUUCGAAGAGGGAGUGAUGCCACCUCACAUCAUGUCUCCUCACUCUCCAAUUCCUCACUCACCGCUUGUUCGUGCUAAGUAAUAAAAACCAUGCAGACGCCAUAAUAUUAAUAAAUUAAUUAAAUCUCUCAAGAUUUAUGGUUAAUUUAGUUAUUAUCUCUUCUUCUUUUUUUUCCCAUUUGUUUGGAAGCUGUUAGAUUUUUGUGGGAUAUUAAUGUUUCCAUUUGCUUAUAGCAAGCAAGCAAUGUAUGAUGUAUGCAAGGUUAUAUAUUGUUAAAUGCAA